UUUUUUGUGUGUCAUCACGAAAUAAUUAAAAAGAAUCACUGACUCACUUUCAGAAUUUGCUUUGCACUUAUAAGUUGUUCUCAUUCUUUCGUCUUGUUCAUUCAUUGCCCGACUUUCUAAGCUGUCGUUGUUGGUACAUUACAUCGAGUUCUAACACCUGCGAAGGUCGGUGCUGCAUAUAACUACCCACAGACUUGUUGUUGCUGUGUUACUAGCACAACAUCUCUAGGCAAAAUGGAGGACGACGACUUGGGAGAGGAGACCGUGUACUGCGGUGAGUGCAGUAAUGAAAUUGAAGGCGAGUACUUCAUCGGACCUCAGGGAACACCGUGGUGUCCGAAUUGCGCCAAGAAAGCUGCAGGAAAAUGUGGUAUUUGCAAAGAGUCUCUUCUUGGGGCUGAAGAGGUUCUGCACGUCGGAAAUGAUGCUUACCACAAGGCCUGCUUCAAGUGCUCCAUGUGCGGUAUGAACAUUCUGGGUGAGUUCAAACGAAAGAGAAACGCAGUGGCGGAUAAGAAAAAGCGGAAGGAGGUACUCCUACUUUUUUACUUACAACAAGAAUACGUCGGUCUUGUUACCAAAACCUUUCCAUGUUGCUAGUAGCAGUAGCAGAUGCUUACUCGUUGUUCGUAUCCGUACUUACUAGGCAGAUUUCUAUCUUGCUUAGUUUUACAGCUUUACGACUAUCUUACUAUAUAUAACUAUCCGUUGCCACGACCACGAGCUUUCCAAAUUGCUAUUCCACAUCAUCCGAAAUCAAAAAACUAUGCCAUGAAAACGACAUUCAUUUAAUGAACGCCCACAACCACAUCAGAUGAAAGAUAACGAAUUUUUGUGUAUGGAAUGCUGUCCGCUGUUUGAGGAGUUUGAGGUGCAAGACUUCAAGCAGAAACAAACUGGUCGCGGUCCAAGUCUUGCGGACCUUGGUUCUGGUACGGAACGCGAAUGCUGCGAAUGCCAUGUCAUGUACCACUAUUUGUUUCUAAUGCGUCUAGUAUUUUCCUACUUACUUACCUAUUAAUGACAAUAGUACUUCCAUACUACUUUUUGUUGAAUUUAUUGUUCUUGAACAAGAUUGGCGUUGGGAAUGUGAUCGAAGUUCUAGUUUCUUGCUGCUUGAUAUGCGUGUGCUCCUUGAAAGGACCACUAGGCUGACAAAUUCAUUCCAAGUAGAACUUCGUGCUCAUCUGAUAAAUAAACUCCCACAACUUGUUGUUGUAGUUCAAGCACGAGGAAUCAUCGGUGAUGCCGUCACAAUCCCCUCUUCAUCACAGGUUUAUGGGCGAAUACAAGAAAAAAAAGGACCUGAUCAAGGAUAAGAAAGCGAGAAAGAAAAUGUCCGACGACCAAUACGUGUGUCCAGACUGUGCGCCUAUGUUGGAGGCUACUAUGAUGUGGUAG
Amoebophrya sp. A25 is the source of this 1401-nucleotide messenger RNA. NCBI's taxonomy places the organism in Eukaryota, Dinophyceae, Syndiniales, Amoebophryaceae. The record is from the annotation of a GenBank genome assembly.